GGCGCCACCACUCCUCUCCCCUAAUUGCAACCAAGGUCGAACGCAGCGUGAGCAAUGGCGACCGAUUCCCCAGAGUCCCUCCCAUCCCCUUCCCCUCCCCCUCCCUCCUCUUUCUCCUCCAUCCCCCAUUUCAGCCCAGCGCGCCAUUACUACGUCGCCGUCGAUCGCCUCCGCUUCAAGAUGGACACUCUUGUGGAUUUGCUGGGCGUGGCUGGAAGGCGCCCGUUCCUGCCGAUGGUGGUCUGUUGUAGCUCCAGGGAUGAGCUUGAUGCCGUUUGCUCUUCUGUCUCUGGUCUCAGUUUCAUCUCUCUCUCAUCAUUGUACAGUGACCAGGCAGAAUCUGAACGCACUUCAAUACUAGAGAAGUUCCGUCAGUCGACUAUGGAGUGGAGCCAGCAUUUUGGUGCUGGCUUUGGAAAUGUCCUUGACAUAGGAGAUGUGGCACAGAAGUCUUCUAUGAUAGUGGUAACAGAUGCCUGCUUGCCUGUUACAACUUCAGGAGAACCACCAAUUUCAGCUCGAAUUCUAAUAAAUUACGAGUUACCAUCAAGGAAGGAGACUUACUUAAGGCGCAUGUCAACCUGUUUAGCACCAGAUGGAAUUGUGAUCAACAUGGUUGUGGGAGGUGAAGUAGUGACCUUAAGAGGCAUUGAAGAAGCAAGUGGCCUUAUCAUUGCCGAGAUGCCUAUAAACAUUUCUGAGAUCUUGUAGCAAUAUCAUUCUUGUUUAAUGAAGAAAGGACGGUCUCCAUCCUUGAAGACCCUGUGAAUUUAAGGAAUUCAAACUAGAUGGUAGAUAAAUUUUAAGAUUACUUUUUAAGUAUCAACAGUGAGAUAAAAUAUGUAUUUGAUGCCAGAACCUGAACUUUAAAAUUAGGGAAUUGUUAUGCGAAAGUCUGACUUGUGAGCAAAAAUAAAUUAAGUAGCUGUUACACUCAUAUAAUUGUAUAGAUUUAUGUGGAUUUUCAUUUCCAUUCACAUCAAAGUGGGAAGGAAUGAUAUCAAUCGACACUCAGAUCUGGAUA
Messenger RNA from Dioscorea cayenensis subsp. rotundata (Guinea yam), 1024 nucleotides. RefSeq names its product ATP-dependent RNA helicase fal1. The record is from RefSeq and is a predicted model, not a curated record. Lineage: Eukaryota; Viridiplantae; Streptophyta; Magnoliopsida; Dioscoreales; Dioscoreaceae.